Molecule: messenger RNA, 897 nt
Organism: Leishmania braziliensis MHOM/BR/75/M2904
Lineage: Eukaryota; Euglenozoa; Kinetoplastea; Trypanosomatida; Trypanosomatidae
Exons: 1
Coding region: 1-897 (298 amino acids)
Source: RefSeq, a predicted model, not a curated record
AUGGGCAAACGCGUCAGCGACGAAGCUCUCCAGCGCAACGGCAUCGCUGUGCAGAGGAUGUUCCAGAGGAACGCCGGUCUGCGCGCACGCACCACAGCCCAGCUCCACCGCGAUCGAGAUGAGCGCGCCGCCGUACGGGCGGCGGGUGAUCGCUGCGGCGGGUGCGGGUCUGCGGGACCGUCGCUUCGGGUGUCCUCUACCUCUGCGGCUGCGCUGGUGGGUGCUGUCGGCGGGGAGGGCGGGGGUCGUCGACCGGAAUGGUGCGCCCCUGAUUGUCGUGGAUCUCUCUCUCGCGCCUCGCUCGAUGUAUCCACGUACCUCAGCCGCCAGAUGGACCUGGCCGAACACAUGCGCACUUUGUCUCUUGACCAUCAACGGCCUCUGCUGGAUUGCGCUGCGCCGCUGGAGGGAGGGGAUGGUGCCAGUCGCUCGUGCUUCCUUUUAGAGGUCCAAAAGGCCCGGCAUGCUCGCGACAUUGACAGACCGCCAGCAGACGCGCGACUAACACCCCAUGAAGCGCAAAAAGCUCAGUGGAAGGCGUAUCAUCACCAGCAGGCGGUGCUGCGUCACGAGCAGACAAUUCCACGUCGGCGUGCCGUCGAUCCGUACGUGCACCUCACCGGCGCGCAGUUUGGCGCAUCCUUGGCGGUGCCAAAUGCCUACACAGCAGGCCGACUGGCAGAGCGCAACGGCGGACGGUGGGCACUCGACAACCCGCAUCGCCAGCAGCUUUACAAAGGUGAGCCUGUUAUGACGCGCAUCAUGCAUGGCGAGUUCUACAGUGAGGGUGCAGCGCGUUACGCUGCCGGUGUGCCGCGCUAUGACAUACUGGCGAAAAAUCGCCGUGACGUGCGAGUGGCGAGUGAGAUUAACCGGAUGGAGCGGCAGCGGCGCUAG